Scylla paramamosain (green mud crab) is the source of this 1669-nucleotide messenger RNA. Its product is annotated as ribosome biogenesis regulatory protein homolog. Gene Ontology annotation, molecular function: protein binding. Gene Ontology annotation, cellular component: nucleus; preribosome, large subunit precursor; nucleolus. The record is from RefSeq and is a predicted model, not a curated record. Bases 16 to 1602 code for a protein of 528 amino acids. The transcript is spliced from 7 exons. NCBI's taxonomy places the organism in Eukaryota, Metazoa, Arthropoda, Malacostraca, Decapoda, Portunidae. Gene Ontology annotation, biological process: ribosomal large subunit biogenesis; endonucleolytic cleavage in ITS1 to separate SSU-rRNA from 5.8S rRNA and LSU-rRNA from tricistronic rRNA transcript (SSU-rRNA, 5.8S rRNA, LSU-rRNA); ribosome biogenesis.
AGUGCGGCCUUCAAGAUGGGAAGUGCCGUGGCCAAAGAGGACGAGGGUCAGAAAAACAAAACCAUUUUCAUCAAGCUGCUCAACCACGUGCAGUGGCUGACCUUCAGUUCAAAAAUCAGCACGGAGGACCUGAAUGACCGGCUGACGGCGUUGUGUGGACAGCCCCGAGGCGCCACCAUCCUGCUGAAGGACCGGUACGGCGCUCGGGUGGCCGUCAGCCCCACCAUGAGGACCAACACCCUUCAUGACGCCUUUAUCGUGGAGAUGCAAGCUGAUCGCCUGAGAGAAAGAGGUGCGAGCACGGCAAACCCUCCCACCCGCACCACGGGGAUCAAGAUCAAAGUGGGACGCAGCGUACCAUCAGAGAUCAAGAUCAAGCGUAAGAGCAGCAACACGUGGAGACGUAAACAAACUAGAAGCUGCUGCGUUGUAACCAGAAAACAUCAGACCAUGGCAGACACGGACUCCAGCCAGCGGGUCCAGGAGAUCCUCACUCAAGCUACAGAGGAGCUGAAGUCCAUCAAGGUACCCAAUGAUAACCAGCUGGAGUAUGACCUAGGCAACCUGCUGGUGAGCAACAACAACACCCUGGACGAGACCCUCACCAGAGACCCGGAGAAGAUUGACAGUUAUCUUCACAACUUGGCCCGAGACAGCAUACAAGCACUACUUAACAGAGUGUGGGAGCUGCCUAGUGAACGCAUUGAUAGUGACAUCUAUGCCACACUGCCAAAGCCAACCACCAGAUUGCCAAGGGAGAAACCAGUGCCCAAGCCACGUCCACCAACCAAAUGGGAAAAGUAUGCUCGUGAGAAAGGUAUCAAUAAUAGGAAGAAGGACAAGAAAGUAUGGGAUGACGUCCUCAAGCGGUGGGUGCCUCGCUUUGGUUACCGGAAGAUUGCAGCAGAGAAGGAGAAGAAUUGGGUCAAGGAGGUGCCUAGCAAUGCUGAUCCCUUUGAAGAUCAAUUUGCCAAGGCUGCUGAGAUGAAGAAAGAAAAUGUAGCCAAGAAUGAAUUCCAGCGUCUGCGUAACAUUGCUAAGAACAAGAAGAUAAAGGUUCCCAGUGUAGGUGUCACAGGCAAUGAAUAUGCCUCCAAGAAUGAACUCAGCAUGGCUAUGCAUCAUGCCAAACAUGCAACUGCCUCAAGGGGAAAAUUCCAACCUGAACUUCCAAAUGAGAAAAAGGUGAAGGGACUUGGGAAGAAGCGCAAGAUAGAAUUCACAACAGGCAGUGGCCUGGUAGAGAAGAAGCGCAACAUUGAGGUUCUUGAGAAAAUGGAUAAGCCAUCUCUUAAUCUGGAUGGAGCCAUUCACAAGGAGAUCCGGGAUGAAAAUGUAGCCAUGGAUCUGAAGCGCAAGGGAGGGAAGGUUUAUGGUAGGAGGUCCAAGAUGGGAGGCAGACACAGAACCAAGUCAGACCACAAAUCCCUGAAGCUGGGGACUGGAUUCCAAGGCAAGGGCAAGGGCAAAGGUAAGGGUAAGGGUAAACCAAAGGGCAAGCCAAAUGUUGGUGCAAAAAAGAAGAUAGGAGGACCUAAGAUGCAGGGUAAAGGUAGGCCAGCAGGAAAGGGAAAGAUGAAGGGGAAAGGAAAAGGUAAAUAGGCAUAUAAUGACUGAUCUUAGAAACUUAUCUCUCUGUAAAACAAGGAUAAUAAAUAUAUGCAACUUA